AGGAUUGGCAAUGAUUUGAAUCAAAUUUUUUUUCUUCACUGUCUCCUUCUUCCGUCUUCCCCAUCUCCCUACUAAUUCUACUUAUCAGCGCUUACUAUACCACCGUCAUCUUUAUUGCUGCUGCUGCUGUUACGACUGCCGCAACAACACGUUUAGUGUGUAAUAUUAUGUUUCAUUCUCAACGCUAUCGAAACUGACUAAAUGUUCACUUCGGGUGAGUGAGAAAGUUUUGAAAACUUGCAGCUGGUUAAACAAACUCAGUUAAACCUUCAGUAUCUGAUAUAUCAUUGUUGUGGUGUAAAGAAUGAAUCGUGGAUCUGCACCUCCACCACCAGAAAAACCGCCUUCCGUGGCUGAAAGAACAAGACUUUUGAAAUCUAGUUUCCGUCGAGACGAUAUUGACAGACCUAAAGUUGUUGACAAAUCCCGUCUUUUGUGCGAGAAGCCUGAUGUGAAUCCUAUACUUAUGACCUCUUCCCGGAUUGCUAAUGGAGAAGGAAAUUCAUCCCAAAACAUUAGUGGUGGUACCCCAAUCCAAUUAACUUCUACCAUGUCUAGUACAACAACAGUAAACAAUGUACAUAUAACUGGUGUCUCUGACUGGUCUCCGAGCUCUGAAAAUAAACCUGUUAACGGUGUAUCAAAUACUAUUAUAAAUACAGAUUAUAACAAAGAAAAUUCCAAGUUGGCUCUUAAUGCUGCCAAAAGGGAUGCUUUUUUUAAAAAUGAAGCAGCACCCAAAUUUGACCCUAGUGCAAGGUUCGGAAUGGAAAGGGAGCGUACACGAGAACGGGAAAUAAUUACAAAGGAUGUUGACAAUGAUCGUAAUGAGAAGCACCAUCGAGAGGGUCAUAAAGAACUGGAGAACUAUGUAGGCUUUGCUAACUUACCAAAUCAAGUUUACCGAAAAUCUGUCAAAAGAGGGUUUGAAUUUAACUUAAUGGUAGUUGGUGAAUCUGGUUUGGGAAAAUCUACAUUGAUAAAUUCUCUAUUUCUAACGGAUUUAUAUUCUUCUGAGUAUCCUGGACCAUCACUAAGAAUUCAAAAGACUGUCAAGGUUGACACAACUCAAGUACUCCUUAAAGAAAAUGGUGUUUCAUUGCGUUUAACUGUUGUUGACACACCAGGUUUUGGAGAUGCCGUUGACAACAGCAAUUGUUGGCAGCCUGUAAUUGAUUUCAUUGACACUAAAUAUGAGGAAUAUCUCAACUCAGAAUCCAGGGUUAACCGAACCAUUAUGCCUGACAACAGAGUCCAUUGUUGCUUAUAUUUCAUUGCUCCCACAGGUCAUGGACUGAAACCACUUGAUGUUGAAUUCAUGAAACGUCUUCAUGAUAAAGUAAAUAUUAUUCCACUCGUUGCCAAAGCUGACACACUGACACCAGAUGAAUGCAGAGAUUUCAAGAAAACUAUUUUAAAUGAAAUAGCGCAGCAUAAAAUCAAAAUCUAUGAGUUUCCUGAAUGUGAUGAUGAAGAGGAAAACAAACUGCAGAAGAAAUUACUAAAGAAAGACUUAAAAGGCGGUAAAUUCUUCAAGGACCGAGUUCCUUUCGCUGUUGUUGGCAGUAACACUGUGAUUGACUGCAAUGGAAAGAGAAUGCGUGGACGUCAAUAUCCAUGGGGGAUUGUUGAAGUUGAAAAUCUUGAGCAUAAUGACUUUAUUGCUCUUCGAAAUAUGCUGAUUCGGACACACAUGCAAGACUUAAAAGAUGUGACCAAUAAUGUGCAUUAUGAAAAUUAUCGCUAUAGUAAGCUAGCUCCUGUCACUGCUGAUGGAAAAGUAAAAGCAUCUCUUGGAAAGGAUCCCCUCACACAAAUGCAAGAGGAAAAGCGUGAACAUGAUGCUAAAAUGAAGAAGAUGGAGGCUGAAAUGGAACAAGUUUUCGAAAUGAAGGUCAAAGAAAAGAAGACCAAAUUAAAGGACUCUGAAGCUGAUUUGCAACGAAGAGCUGAGCAGAUGAAGAAAAGUUUAGAACAACAACAGAAAGAACUUGAUGAGAAAUGGUCUGCCUUUGAGAAAGAAAAAUCCACUUGGGAAGAGCAGAUGGGAGAAAGAAGACGCUCACUAGAGAAUACAAAAGAUGCGGCCUGGUCUACUUUUUUUCGGUUGAAACGCUAAAUUGAUCAAAAUAUCACAAGGAGAGCAGUACAAAGAAAGAUAAGAAGAAGUCCAUAUUUUGAAAAGGAAGUGAAAUUGCUUAAAGAAUGUUUAUGGUUCCACAAUUUUAUUGGGAGGACUACAACAAUAACUUUCUGACUGACCAGGAUCUGUCAGCAAUGUGCAACAAACUGCAUUCACUCACUCUCCAGUAUUUUCAACAUGACUUCUCUUUUCAGCUAUCAUUUUCAAUUCUUUAGGGUGUCAUCUUUUUUGGAAUGUAAUAUUCUGUAUCCAAUCUACCACAAUUUUUCAUUGUCAUCUUCCUAACUGGAUCCUAGUGCCAGACGUUUGCCAAAUCAGCACUAGUAUAAUAAUACUUCUAAUGUAAACAUUAGAAUCAUUUUUAUUAAUUACAUAUACCUUUCACCAACAUAAAACAAGAUCAUGUAUUUCUAUAUUUACUUACUGUAUCAUAUGCUUCAUCUUCCCAUAGCAUUCAUAUCUGAGAGAUUCAAUUUUUGAACGGAUGUUCAAUUUACAAGUUUUGUCUUUAAAAUUUAUGUGGCUUAGUUAGACAUUAACCAUUUCUUGAUAAUAAAAUUACACAUGUUCUCUGAUACUUAGAGAGAAAGAAAGAGCAUGAAAGUGAAGUGGUUUACAUUCAAAUCAUUCAUUUUAAUAAUUUUGAUAACUGAAAAAUGUGCUAUUUAUACAGUUUCUGAAGCCAGAGUAGCUUUGGUCAUGUGACAUAAUGGGGAACAAUAAGCAACAUGUUGAAAGUGACUGAUAAAGGAUUAGAACUGAUAAAGACUGAUAAAAGAUUAGAACUGUUGUUAGGCACACCUAGCCAUUUUAUUUUUAUUGUUAUUCUUUGUAAAUAUUUUUGAUGGUAAAAUAAAUUCUAUCACUAGAUUGGUUUCUUCUUAACUGGUAAAGAAGUGAACUAUAUCAAUAGAUAUAAAAUCUUAUGCAUUCUAUAAUUUUGACUAAUUACAGUUGAUAUUCUAUCCAAUGACUAUCUUUUAUUACUAAAGAUUAAAAAUAAACAUGUUCACUCUCUGCAAAGAAUAUAAAAUGAUAAAGCACCGGUUGUAUUACUUGGAUAUUUUUUCUUUGCCAUUAUAAAGUUUGUUUUGUUUUUUAUUAAGCAUAGAAACUUCUAUAAAGUUACCUGUUCAUUUAAAAUUUUCUUCUCUAAAUUUAUUUUCAUAUGGAAUUACUUCACAUAUUUCACAACAUUUACAGUAAUUUAUCAAGAAGUAAAAAUGAAAAGUUAACCAGUAAUGUUAUAUUAUCAAAUAAAUCUGUGUUUAUUAUUGGUCUCCACUGCCUUCUUAGUAUCACUAAACUCAAAUUUUGUUUCACAUGCAUCACCAUAAAAUAAGUUUCCUUUCAAAUGUUAUUUUCCCCUCCCUCUAUUUUUUUUUUAUAUUACAUUUUAUAUUCUUUUCACCUAUACAAAAAUAUUUAUUUCAAGUAUCAUUUCCAAGUAAACUUAAAAGUUCAGUCUUUGUUUUAGUUUGCAAUUAUUUAUUUAAGUCAUAUUUAUUAAGAACAGAAACAAAAACAUUUGGUGUAAAAGAUCUGCCUUAAAUUUACCUUACUUUAUAAACAUAUUUGAUAGCUACUGUUCUAAUGUGUAGAUAUACCCACUUUCUUCUAAAACCAAAUGUGUGGUUCUCUUGAGAAUGGCAUUUUUCAAAGACAAUUCAUUGCAAAAUUAGUUUUUUCAAUUUUCCAUUAGAUAAUUUAUAUCUUUAUGUAUUAAAUCAUAAACAAACUGGCUCAGUACUUUGUAAUUAAGUUUUAUUUUAUUUUUUACCUUUUAUAAAUUUUCUUAUAAUUUCAAAUGCUUCCAUCUGUUAUAAAAUCCUACCUGGAAGUUGUUUUUUUUUUAUUUAUUUUUGCUAUGUACUUCUUUUAUAUCAAUUACCACUUAAAAUCAGUAACAAGAAAUAUUAAAAUUCAAAAAAGUUAAUUUUCUUAUUAAUUCAACUAAAAAAAGUGCCAUCCUAUUUCCCAUAAUCAUGCCACAUAUCAUUAUAAUUAAUAUGAAGCCUGUGCCCCAUAACAUCUAAUUUUACCAAGAGUACAACUUUUUUUUUAAAAGACAUUUUUCACCAUACUUUGUCAAAUUUUGCAUGCAAUUAUUUUAUAUCUUGAAUCUGUAUAGAAGAUUUCUUUUUAAAUAACCAAGUCAGUUAUACACAUACCUUCUCAUCAUGUUUUGUUGUAUGUGUCUAUAUAAUUCACCUUUUGGACUUUUGUAAAUGAUUGCUGUACCUGGGAUCCAAUGUGCAAUUUUUUUUACUAAAUAGUUAAUGACAUGUGAUAUAUAUUAAAAAAUACUUAUGUGUUUGCAUGAUGAAUGAAGUGACUGUUCAUUCAUUAAUGUAUUCAGUGAAUUAAUGCUUGUGUAUAAGUAAAAAAAAUCUGCUCUCAACAUUGAAAUCAAAACUGUUAUCUUUAUAUGCUUCCAUAUCUGCAAACCUUCACUGACAAUUCUGAUUUUCUGUCAAACUGGCAGCAAACUAUUGAAUAACUUCAAAACAAUUUUAUUAAUAAGAAAUAUCAAUUAUCAGCUACUGUACUCUUUAAAGUUUAGUAUAGAAAAAAUAACCAUUGUUUUAGGAAUUUAAAACAAUAAUCUAUAUCAAAGUGGUUUAAUAACGAGGAUCUAACUUCUUUAUUUAGUUUUAUAUCUAGCCACAUUAUUGCAUAUGAUCUACAGAAGAGGCUGGUGCAGAUGGUGUUCAUUAUGUGCUUUUAGUAUGCAAGGGUUGUGCAGAUACUAUAAUGAGCUUCUAGUAUAAGCAGAGAGCAUUUGAAACCAUUUCAUUUGUUUAUUUUUUUAUAAUUUGCAUUUGUAUUUAAUUUGUAAGUUGAUUUUUUUUUUAUUGUAAUAUUUGUUUUAAAUAAAGUAUUCAUUGUCAUUGAAUUCUAUUUAGUCUAAAUAUUUGAAUAAAAACAGUAUAAUCAUUGAAAUAGUCA
Octopus sinensis (East Asian common octopus) is the source of this 5092-nucleotide messenger RNA. Its product is annotated as septin-7. The record is from RefSeq and is a predicted model, not a curated record. Gene Ontology annotation, cellular component: microtubule cytoskeleton; septin complex; septin ring. Gene Ontology annotation, molecular function: molecular adaptor activity; GTP binding; GTPase activity. NCBI's taxonomy places the organism in Eukaryota, Metazoa, Mollusca, Cephalopoda, Octopoda, Octopodidae. The transcript has 15 exons. The coding region runs from base 305 to 2119 and encodes 604 amino acids. Gene Ontology annotation, biological process: cytoskeleton-dependent cytokinesis; cilium assembly.